CCGCUCGACCUGUUGUGCGCCAUGCAAUGUGUCUUGCGCAACGGAGCGGCAUGCGCGGGCUUCUCGCUGAACAGCGCCGCGCAGAGCUGCCAAACGUACGACGUCGCGCCUGAUAUAUACGAUGCGGGACUCUGCUACUUCGACGGUCCUCCGCCUCCCCUGCCACCGCUGCAGCCCGGCCUUCACCCAGCGGGUAACGAGAACUGCGGGGCAACACAGCGGCCUGUGGGGGCGUACGCAGUGCAGGUGCAGCUACCGACCGGUUCCGUCAGGAAGGAUCACUACCUCGUGUGCGAGAACACCCCCACCACCUUCCGAGGAGCCUUGACUGGGACUGCCACCCUGCGUUCGAAAAACUGCACGUCUUCAGGCAGCGUCUACGCAGGUUUCUCGGGAGGCUCAGGCCCGUGCGCUCCUCCAGCGCCUCCGUGUGCACUCAACACCACCAAAUGCUUCGCAGGAGACAACCAGGGUACACAGCCAAUACUACCAAACGGAUACCUGCGCUACUUUGGCUGCCGUACAGUGCAUAACCUGGACUACGUGGUGACCUCCGUCAUUACCUCCGCGGAGGACUCAAACGCUGAGCUCAUGGGCAUCACCUGCUGCUAUGCCGGCCCGUGUUAACCGCUCACAAGCAAUGUCCCGGCGUAUAGUUUGUUGGUCUCACAACAUAGCGAACAUUAAAGCAAUUCACUCCUACAAAUUAAAGGGCAGGCAUAAUAUCUUCAAUACCCUGCUAUUUUGCAGGCUCCCCAUAGCUGUGAUAUAUGUCCGUCAUUUGCUGGGAGCUACCGAAACAAUUCAGUUCAGUGAGCAAACAAAGAUGGAAUAGUUUAAAUACAUCAAACACAUAUAGAAAGGUUCUAGUUUCAUUAAAUGACGUAUAAAACAAACCAAUAAUAUAAUAUUUACAUCAAUUUAUUCUAAUAGUUCUGAAAUCGCGUUUCAACUAUCAAUCAAGCACGUAAUCGUUUUUGGACGAUACAUGGCAGUGUGGAAAACAAAAAAAAAUAUAUCUCAUUAUCUAACAUUUAUACAAGAACAAUUUCUAGAAAGACGCUAAUCCUAUACGACGGUUGCAGAGUAAUUUUUCUUUCGAGACGCACUACGAGUGAACUUAACAUCAAAUUUAUUUAAAUAAUUACCUAUUAACAUGAAGUUAAAUAGCAAUUCCCCAAUUUUUUUCGCUCCGGCUUAAUAGUUUUUCCGUAAUUUUUUAGACAAACGGCAGUUUCAAAUUAGAACGUUAUCACCAAAGUUAAAAGAAUGAAAUGUUUCUCAAUGCAAGGAAUGAAAAUUUUCUCCUCACAUUACCAAUUAUUAAAUUAGCACUAAUAAUCUAUUACUAAUGGUAAAAAUGUUUUAUUUGCAUUAUGAAAUAAAAUUAUUUCAAGGCACCAAGCCAGAUUCGUUUUAUUAAGUAUGCAGAAAUCCCAAUUAAAAUAGAAAAGCCAGAGAGCUUCAAUAUUUUCCAUAGAGCGACGCUACUUGUGCCCUCGAUGCUACGUACAACUUUAUCA
This is a messenger RNA of Hyalella azteca, 1523 nucleotides long. RefSeq lists its product as uncharacterized. The transcript is spliced from 6 exons. The coding region runs from base 22 to 627 and encodes 201 amino acids. The record is from RefSeq and is a predicted model, not a curated record. NCBI's taxonomy places the organism in Eukaryota, Metazoa, Arthropoda, Malacostraca, Amphipoda, Hyalellidae.